Pseudo-nitzschia multistriata is the source of this 4609-nucleotide messenger RNA. NCBI's taxonomy places the organism in Eukaryota, Bacillariophyta, Bacillariophyceae, Bacillariales, Bacillariaceae. The record is from the annotation of a GenBank genome assembly.
CAGAAAAAUAUUUAAAAAUACCAAUACCAAAGUUCUUUCAUCGGCAAGUGAGACACAAGAGCCGAAGACGCCUGUCACAAUCCGAAAACGACACUAUGAGUAGCAAACAAUUUUCUUCAUCCCAAUUCAUAUGCCUCGUCAUCGCCAUCUCUUGCCUUGCAACGGCAUGCGAAGGUUUUUUAUCCCCUUCUCAUUUGAUGGCGACAAGAACUGCUCACGAUGUCGUACAAAGCAAUGAAAAAUUAACGCCGUCGACGGUUCUUUUCUUAUCGUCUGUAUCUCGCAAUCGAAAACGAUCUCCGUCCACAUUCAAAGGCAAAAAGAAAAAUAAUUCCGGGAAAGGCAACAAAAACAAAAAGAAAAAGCCUGGCAAAUGGGAUCGUCGGCGAAGCAAAGAUCAAUUGGAGCGACAAGAUGCUCUAGCAGCACAACCACGCCCCAUUCUUACCCGAUACGAAGACGAGCGAGACGGGGAAGUGAACGAAAGCAGGUUGUUUUCGUCACAAGGGAACAUUCUCUGCAAACAUUUCGAGUCUUGUCCGGGAUGCGUCACUGACAGAAGAGUCGGCGAUGUCGAGAUUAUUCGAUCGGCUGCGCGGUUCUUUUCAAGCACAGCGAUCCGAAAAAAUCGUGUCGACGUGGAGCGAUCGGGCGAAGAUUGGGUGAUAGAGGAAGAGGACGAUGGAUUCUAUGAAGUAGUGGUGCCAUCCGAGACCACUAAAUGGAGGACCCAAGCCAAACUCGUGGCUACAUCAAAGUCCGGGAGUCAAUGGGCCAACGAAGGAUGUAAAUUCGGGCUUUACAAACGCGGAACACACACCGUGAUGGAGAUUCCGAAUUGUGAAGUCCACCAUCCUUCCAUCAAUCGGGCUGUCGAAGUUCUAACAAAAGCGACAGAGAAGACCGGAACACCUGCAUAUAGCGACGACAAUGGAUUGCGCUACGUGCAACUUCAAGUGGAGAGGACGACGGGAAAGAUUUCUCUCACGCUAGUUUGGGGCACUUCAGAGCUGAAAUGGACCCAGCCAGCUCUCUCGCGCCUAACGAAGGAAUUGCUGAAGAGCGAACCAGAUUUGUGGCACAGCAUGUGGUGCCACUGCAACGACAGUCCCGGAAACAAUAUCUUUUCUAGAAAUCCCCGCGCAUGGCAUCGAUUGUCGGGUCAUGAAUUCGUUCGAGAGCCCAUGCCGGUUGGCGACCUGGGAUGGCUCUACUUUUCGCCCCUUGCCUUUCGCCAGGGCAACAUUGAUGGUUUUGACGUCAUAGCAAACGAUGUGGCACGAGCGGUCCCUGGUGGGAGCAAGGUUUGUGAGUUGUAUGCCGGGGUUGGUAUGCUUGGAUUGACCUCGCUGGUCUAUCAUCACCUGAACCACCAAAAAUACAAGGACGAAGUGACCGGCUAUGGCGAACCACUGACGUGGGUUCGGUGCAGCGACGAAAACCCGGCCAAUCCCAGAUGUUUCUCGGCCUCUGUGAGAUCUUUGUAAGUUUAAUGUACCUAGAAAUGGACCACGGAGUUUCUAUUGAUUGUCUCGAUUGUCGGCUGAACUCAUGCAUACUGUAUUUUCCCAUACGAAAACGAAAUCCCUCGUCUAUUUGAAAAAUCGAAACACUUAAAGACCGCGAGAAAUCACGGAAUAUCAACAGGCAGAAACGAAAGAGCCAAAAACACUUGGAGAUCUGAUGAAGGCAAUGGAGGCCGGUGGUGAUGAUUUCGAAGACCAAGUGGCACAAAGGACGGGCCCCAAAGCAACCUAUAUGGUUGCUAGUGCGGCAGAGGCCUUGAAAGCCGGACAAGCCCUCGGGGCAGACAUUUUGAUUGUCGACCCACCCAGAAAAGGUUUGGAAGACGAGGUUUUGGAAGAGUUGUGCAAGCCAUUCAAUGCCAAACAACCAUGUGUAGAAUCUCCGACAAUGCUUGCGGUUCCAGAUUACUUGGUAAACUGGACCAAUGACGUACAGACACUGAUAUACGUGAGCUGCGGAUUCGAUGCGUUGGCAAGGGACACCGAAAAACUGCUAUCGAGUGGAGGGGGAUGGAAACUGGAGAGCGCAACCGGAUACGUUCUCUUCCCGGGGAGCAACCACGUUGAAACGCUGUGCAUCUUCCGUAGGCAAUAAAGUACAAUAGUCAUCUGUGAAUAGAUUUUUUCCAAAGACAACUCACUCCAGGUUCCAGUCUUCAAAUGUAGAUCAUCCUCAUUUUUUCAAAUAACAGCACCAGUAAUCUCGAUUUUACUGGCUAGCAUACCAAAAAACAAGAUGAACAACACUUUGUACUCGGACUGUCGACGGGGCUACAUAAGUACUACCGGUAGUACUACUGUAAGAACAUAUCGUGUAUCGUGGAACUUUACUACGUACGUACCCACCGUACUAAAAGUACACAUGUUUUUCGUUUUUCGAACAUCCAACCAACCAACUUGGAGUUUGCUCUUGACAGACACCAGAGCAAAGGCAGUCCCACACCUCAACAACACCGCGCUUCUGCCAAUUUGAACCAUCGCACCAAUCGGUAUAUCAUUUCGUAUCGCGCAAGACAAGGCAGCAACAUGUCCACUCCAUCGCACGUCACGGAAAGCGUAUCGGAUCGAAAGGCCGCUAGGGAACUGGCGGAGGCCCGGGCUUCGGGUGCCGUCGCCCCCGCUGUGGACGUCAACACCAACAAGAUCAUCAACCCRCACAACCCCGAAUUCAUCACAAAGCGACCAUGGUAUCUGGGAAACAACGACCAGGGUCCGUCGCUCGACCACCAGGCCCUCGAUCCGAACACGAGCGGCGACAAGGCCUUUCUGAGCAUGAAAUCUGCCGACGAACUCGUGAAGCAAGAACGCCGUCUGGAAAAAGAAAAGAGGAAGAAACAGCAGUUCGAGGUCGGAAUGUGGGUAGAAGCGCUCAAGGGAAACAAGGGGACUUACAAGAUAUGCCAGAUUAUAAAACUCGGGAAAAAAGAUACCUUGUUCGAUCUCAAAUACGAGGACGGGAGCAUCGAGAAGAAAGUCAAGUUCAAGGCGAAAGCCAAAAAGGGAAUGUUCAAGCCUCGCAUUCGCAUGACAAAAUCCGGAACCCGAACGCUAAAGAUCGAUGCCGAAAAGUACGGAAAGGAAUCCUACGAUGCGAAGCGAGACAAAUACAUGGGCUACGAUGCCGAUUCCCACACAAAGAAAGUGGAGGAAGUCUUUCAGGCACGGGAGAAACUGAGGCGGAAGCUGCGGGAGGAACAAAAAUUGAAGAUGCAGCGAGACCAAGAAAAGCAACAAAAAGACGGGGCGGUGGACGGUACAGAAGCACAACAGCUGUCGGACGUCGACUCGGACGUCGAUUCCGACGCGGAGGGAAGCGGAGACGAAUCCGCGGACGAAUUCGUUCAGAAAGAAGAGAAACUCUUCACAACGCGUCUCGCACGGCAGGGUGGUGUCGGCGGGGCCCAGAUGAAGGUGACCGCCCGCAACCUGCGAAUCCGCGAAGACACGGCCAAAUAYCUGAGAAACCUAGACACGAACUCGGCGUACUACGAUCCAAAAUCGCGAUCGAUGCGAGACAAUCCAAACCCGGAAGUCCCGCCCGAAGAAUCGCAAUUCGCGGGGGACAAUUUUACGCGGAUUUCGGGAGACGCCAUCCACUUGGCCGAAACACAGCUGUUUGCCUGGGAUGCGGCCGACAAGGGCGUUUCGGAGCUCCAUCCACAGGCAAAUCCAUCGCAGGCGGAGCUUAUGAAGACGAAAUUCAAAUCGAAAUCGGCCGAAAUCCAACUCCAGAAAAAGAAAAAAGUCCUCGACAAGUACGGUGGACAAGAAUACCUGGACGGAAGUGGUGGAUUGGCCGGCGCUAUCGAAGAAAAGAAGACCCCGAGUGCCCAAUCCAGCACCGCGGAAGGAAGAAAGAUCCGGUUCGGUGUUAGCAUGGCGAAGGAAGAAUACAGCAGGGACGGUCGCAUGCUGAACGGCCAGGGAAGCAAAUCCAACAAAAUGGUGGCCCAAAAAUCAAAAUACGAAGAAGACGUGGUCACCAAUGGCCACACARCGGUAUGGGGAAGCUACUUCCAUGUGGGGGCCUGGAGCUGGGGAUACGCCGACGAUCAUUCGCUCAUGAAAAACUCCUACUGCACCGGAGCCGUCGGCCGCAAAGCCAACGACGAGGCGAACGAGAUGCAGUACGGAACGGGCUUGGCGGGUUCGGCUGCCCUCGCCCAGGCCCGGGGGAUGCUCAAAGCCCAGUCCAAGAGCAACAACASCAGURCCCUCGGCAAUGCGAUGGAUCCACCGUCGAGUCGUUCGAAACUGUACGGCGAAGCGGACCAAAAGGCUCGAUUGGAUAAGGACAAGGUCAUGGCAGCCAUGGCAAAACUCGACCGGGAAGAGAAGGAAUCCAUGUCCGCCGCGAGGGGCGACAAGAAGAACAAACGCAAGUACAAUUCUUUGAAUGCCGAGACCGAUGUCACCGAAGAAGAAAUGGAGGCCUAUCGAUUGCGGAAGGAGAACAGGUCGGACCCGAUGAACAAGAUCUCGAGUGACGAAAUAUUGGAAUACAAAUAGGUCGUAUAGAAGUUGCGUGCAAAACAGUUAUGAGACACACGUGGUUCGAUUUUUUAAGCUCAGCACAAAUCUUA